GAAUAAAAUCAUGUAUCACAGUAUGUAAUGUUUUGUUGUAAUAUUGUAUUGCUGGAAAUUCAAUUGAGAAACAGUUAACAGAUAAAAUACUCAGAUGGGAAUGACGUUUCUGGCUAAUCCUUUGAAUUAAAUACCUGGAAAAAUCAAGGUACUUCAUCGCAUCAUUGCAAAAAUACUGUAAAUCAAAUACUGACAUAAAUAAAUCCUACUCAUGGAUUUACAACAUUGCUCACAAUGACCUAAUACGACCAUCUUUAAUCAAAAUCUGAGACAAUUGACACAUUUCUAUCAUCUCACAGUAUAUAUUGUCACAUUGCUCCACCCUAUUCUCUCUUUCUGUUAAAAAUAACCACUUUACAUCCUUCCGAUCUAUUUUACAAACACAGAUUUUUUUUGCUUGUCAUUAUAGAAACCCUUUUCCCAUUAAGGUGUACUGGGAUAAUCAGAGUUCCAGCAGCACUCAAUUAUUCAGUAAUCAAAACACAGGUGGUGAGUCCAAACAGCAAAAGCACACACCAGUCAUACACACUGGAUUAUUGGUCAGUGUUGAGCUGAGUCUGGUCUGUGUGUGUGUGUGUGUGUGUGUGUGUGUGUGUGUUCCUUAAACCCUUUAGCCAAGUUCUAAAGUAGCUUAGCAGGUUGCGCUCCUUGGUCCAGCCUACAGUGGAGCAGUUGUUGCCGUGUUGUUGACAUGAGCGAUGGGUCGCUGCACUCACAACCACCUUCGGGACUUUUGGAUGUUUUCUCAUGCACUGAAGACAGGAUUUAAGGGUGGAUUAUUGGCUGUAUAGCAGCAAACGAGAGACGUGUGGUUACCUCUGUUGUUCUGAGCUCAAAUCUCAGUGCUCCGUCCCGCCGUGAUCCUGCCUACAUGACUAGCCGUGGUCUUACCAGCUGACUGCUGAAGGAUGCAACCUUUCCUGGUACCCUGAGGGCAGCAGGACGGCCGGGCGUCGGCUGGCAGGGAGGGGGCUGAGGGCUGCCCUCACCGGGCGCCCAAGAACCCCUCCGAUCAAGAAGGGGAGCUCGCUCUCAGACGACGAUGAGCGGAUGUCAGUGGGAAGCCGGGGCAGUGUCAGGUCGGAUCUUGAUGCAGUUGGGACGUAUGGUGGAGGGGACUCCUCAUCACACUCACAAAAGAAGUCAAAGAAAAAGAAGAAACAUAAGCACAAAGACAGAGAUAGGAACGGCUAUGAUGAUGAUUACAGUGUAAUAUCCAGCAGGAGCUCAAGACUCAGUGAUGAAAGCAGAGUGUCUCGCUCCUCCAGACUAAACCUAACGAGCUCCAGACUAAGUGAUGACAACCGGGUGUCUCGUGCCUCCAGAUUAGAAUUGCAGCCGGCCUCUUAUGCUUCCUCUGACUUGUACAGCUUCAAUGGUCUGUCCUCUUCGAGAAACCCAGGUUCAACUUUCAAUGGUUACCAGUUCUACAGGUCACUCAGUCAGAUCACCCAGCAGCUCUAUCGUAGGAGUUCCUUAUAUGAAGACGGUCUCUGCAGUGGGUCCCGGCGAGUCGCUGGCUCCAGCUCUCAUCCUUUAGAGUACACUAGUUAUCGCAGCUCCAGCUCCAGAGCAUCCUCCAGGGCCGGUUCGGCCCGCGCCAGCCCAGUGGACAACUGCAGCUCUGUUGCCAGUUUUUUGAGGAGUGCGGCCAGUAGCAGUGGCCUCCCCCGGGACCUGGACGAUGUUACUAUUCCUGACUUUCCUGAUGUGAGUCGCUUUGCACCCGCAGGAGGCCGAGCCUGUGAUGUGGAGGACAGAGAUUAUCUUGAGAAGGGAUCUCGAGCAGCUUCUGCCAUAACAGCAGCAACCCUCACCUCCUUAGGCGGGACUUCCUCACGGAGAGGAAGUGGCGAGACGGCUAUAACUGUAGAUGCAGAGACCUCUCUACGAGAAAUCAAGGAGAUUCACGAACUGAAGGAUCAGAUUCAAGAUGUGGAAACCAAGUACACGCAGAACCUAAAAGAAGUCAAGGAUGUAUUAGCAGAAGUGGAGGAGAAGUAUCGUAAGGCCAUGGUGUCCAACGCCCAGCUGGAUAAUGAGAAAAACAACCUGAUGUACCAGGUGGACACACUCAAGGACUCGCUCAUGGAGCUGGAGGAACUGCUGUCUGAGUCACGCCGGGAAUAUGAGGAGAAAGUCAAGGAAUACGAGCGAGAGAAAUAUGCCCACAGUGUGCUUCAGUUCCAGUUCAAUGAAAUGAAGGAGACGCUAAAACAAAGUGAAGAGCUGUUAAAUGAGAUUCGUCAGCUGCGUAUGAAACAGGAGGGUUUUGUUAGUGAAAUAUCUGACCUGCAGGAGACGGUGGAGUGGAAGGAUAAAAAAAUUGGGGCUUUAGAGCGACAGAAAGAAUACACAGAUGCAAUCCGAAUUGAGCGAGAUGAGCUCAGAGAAGAGGUGGUGAAUCUGAAAGACAUUCUGAAGAAACAUGGAAUAGUACUGGGACCUGAUCUAAACAUCAAUGGAGACAGUGGUGAGGCAGAAGUUGACGGGUCCCCCAGUGCAGACCCUGCUUCCCAACCGGCUCAGGGUUCACAGACCUCCCCAACGGAGGGGAACAGCAUGCUCGGCAACACAGAGGAGACUCAGUUGAGAAGUAGCGGAGAGGAAGAGGUGGAUCCGGAGCAGCAUCAAGAAAUGUUUGAGGAAGCCAAAGAGAAUCAUUUGAGCUCUGAUACACUCUGUAAUGUUGCUGGUGUGUCCACACUAGAAACAUCUAGCGAAGAACAGCCAACAGAAGAACAAAAGACAUGCUUAGCUACAGAAGAAGACGAUGUUGAAGAAACUGGCCUCGGUAACGACUUAAAUGUUGGCACUGAUGACCAUUCGAUCACAGAAGCCAAAGACAUAAUAGUUUGCAGCCCCGAGCUUCAAGGGAUUGUAACAAGUUCUGACAAAAAUGUUACAGAAACGCCUGAGGGGGGAGAUUUAGGGGAGACAGAAACCACAAGCAGUAGUGUUGACACACACAGUGAUGACAUUAGAGAGUCAUGUAACAACCUUUUUGAAGAGCAACAAAACAAAGAGGAAGCUGUUGAGGAAAGCAAUUUGAGAAAUACAGAAUCAUGUCCUCAGCAAAAAGUUGCACAAGAUGUUAUGAAAGAAAGUUUACCUGAUGAGUCCGUCCCACCUGUAUCAAACACCAAACCUCAACAAGAGCCUGAGAAUGCUCAAGACGCAGAGAAUGACGAGGCAGGGGAAAUAUCAAGUAAAUCUCAGCCUCAGGGUGCUACUGCUUCAGGGAAAAAGAAGAAAAAGAAGAGGAGAGGCAAAAAGAAAGGAGGAACUGAGGAUAAGAACCAACAAAAAGAUGGAAUAGAUAAAGAAAAGGGCAAAACAGAAAAAGACAUUGAAUCGGCUGCACAAGAUAAUCAGCCAACGACAGAACCUGACAUUGACGGUUCUGUCACUGAAACCCUCAAGGAAUCGAGUGUGGAUGAAGUUAAAAAUGAGCAAGAAACUGAGGAGGUAGAUGGAGUAGAAGCAGUGAAACCCACUGAAAACGUUUCUUACAAUGAAACUCACAAAGAAUCAAGAAUGGAUCAUACAGAUGAGCAUGACAAGGAACAAACGGAGAACAUAGAAGAAGUAGAAGCUGUAGCAACUACUGAAACCUUUUCUCACAUUGAAACUUUCAAGGAAAUACAAGUGGAUCAUGUUACGGAUUACAAGGAACAAAGUUUGGAAACUGAAACAUUAGAGGCAGUGUCACCCACUGAAUUCUUUUCUCAUGUUGAAACUCUCAAGGAAUCCAGCACAGAUCCCAAAAAGGAUGAGCAAGACCAGGAACAAACUUUGGAAACUGAGAAAGUAGAAGAAGUGGGAUCUCUAACAAGUUCUGUUCCAGAGACCAACCUCAGUACUUAUGAUCUUAUUGACAACUCCAAAGGUGCAGAGAGCACUGAUGGUCUUGAUAAAGUGUGUACUUCCAGUGUAGAUAACGCUAAAAGUGGAACAGACAUCUCAACUAAGGGUAAUAUCAUCCAUACUGAGUCAGAAAUUGUUGAUAGUGCUGAGGGUGAGGUUGGGUCUAUUGAUGAGAGGAAAUCCGAAUGCACAACUAGAAACCCCGAAAACACCUUUGAAACAAACGGUAAGGAAGCUGAAUCACAUGUUCCAAGCCAUGGUGACAUUGCUGCUGAUGAAUCUGAAUCCACAAACAAUUCUGAGACCAAGGAUACCACACUGUCCCUGCGUUCUACUGAUGGCUUCAUUGACGGUCUUAAGAGCUUGUCUGGCUCAGAGCCGCCUUCGGAGCUGUUUGCAGCCGUGAACUCGGGCAGUGAUGACACUCCCAUCAAGGUUUCCGAUAGAGGUCCCGAGGAGGCAGCUGAGACAGUCAAAGAUGAUGAGGAGCCAGGAGCAGAGACUGAACAAGAAUCCUUUGCUGCCAUUGUCAUUUCUUCUAGUCAUGACGGGGAUAAUUCAGACCUAAAACCAGACAGAAAAGAAAAAGAGGAGCUGAAUGGAGACUUAAGGGACCCUGAAGGUUUUGUUGAGCCAGACAGCCCCUCACAUGAUGAAAAAAGUGACAGUUGUGACAGUACAUCUUUAACGAAAAACACAGCAUUUGACACUGAAAAGAGUCUGCUGGAGACUGUAGCGCAGGCCGAACAAUUGGACGAUGUAGAAAGCCAGACAUUACAGUGUGAGGAUCAGAUGGAUGAAUCAAAUGCUGAAGUGUCCUCUGAAACAGAAGCGAUUGAUAACAUGUUAAAUACACCAGACUCUCCAAAAGAAGCUACUGAAAUUGGGUCUAUUGAGCAGGACCACAGUACUGAAGAAUCAGCCGUAGCAGAAGAUCCAGAACAUAAAAACAGUCAAAAUGAUCAGCAAAGUGAGACACAUCUUUGUCCUUUGGCAGAGCAACUGCAUGAACCCAGCAAAGACAAGUCUGAGGAUAAUGAUUCAUCUCAACCCACCCUGCAGGGCAGUGAUGAAGUGGGCGGUGAAGAUGAGGAAGGGCAGUCUUUUGAUUUUGAUGACAUGGAUAUGGAGGCGGCUAUAGUGACAAAUCUCCCUAAAAAUCCAAAACAGGAAGAAGUUGAGGAGGGAGUUGAAGUCAUGGCAGAUGAAAGCAACAAUGGUAGUUUAGGGCUGUGCCAAAGUAAUACUGAGUCAAAUGAAAAUACACAGGGCGAGCCAGUUGAAAGCAAUGAUGAGAAGUGUACGGUCGAUGGGGGUAACCAGAUAGAUACACUAGAUAAAGACAACCAAAAGUCUUUGGCUCAUGAAGAAGCCAUGUCUGAAAAUGUGGAAAAUGUGUGUGAAAAGCAGAAAAACAUGCCUGAGAAAGAAGUAGGUGUAGCAGAUGAGCCCAGGCACAUCAUAGAGGAAGGAAGUGUUUUGAAUGUUGGAGAGUUGGGUGGUGUUGCAGAGAACAUUAACCAGGCAACGUCUUUACCCGUAGAGGAAGGAUUAGAUGCCAUUAAGCAUGAGAUACAGGGUGAAGAUUUGGUUUUACCAGAGAGUGCAGACCAAGUGGCCAGCAAUAAAGAGCCACCGCAGACAGGGAAAGAUGUGAAGAAGAACGGCAAGAAAGGCAAAGGCAAGGCCAAAGAGGACUGUAAGAUGUCUUAGUUUAUAGAUGGUAUAUAGCAUAGAUAUCUAUUAUACUAGUCUUUGCUUAGCUGUUUAAAGUAGUAAAUAUAUGCAGAACCUCACAGCACUUGAUUGUUUCCCAAAUGAAUAAUGGUGCAAGUAUGUAUAUUCUUUUAAUUAAAUCCAUAUAAACAGUCCAAUAUCCAAACAUCAGUUUUCAUUGAGGUCAUAUGUGCAAAAAAUAAUUGAUUUGUGGUGAUGAGAAUGUAAACUGCUUGGUAACAGUAGAUUUUACUAUUGGACAAUACUGCACUUGCUAUGUCAGUUCACAUAAUUUUGUAAUUGAUGCACAUUUAUCAUGCAGCUUGUAAUGUGUCAUGGAUAAUAUUACUAUUACUACUACUAAUUAUUUUCUCAUGCUACAAUCUUAGUCAUGUAUUCAUAUCGUAGGUGUACAAUAAAAAACGCACGUUAAAGCUAGCAUAGGUAAUGUAUUUCUGAAGCAUUUUUUGUUAUUUGUUGAAAUUCUCUUCACAUCUCGACAGCAAUCAAUAAAUCGCUCUGGGUGAAAAAAAGAUUGUGCUUGAAAAUGUGUUUUGGGGGAGUGGCUUUGGAGGGAGGCCUGACAGGAGGGGGUGGGAUUUUUUCAGUUGGAUACUUUCUAAAUCUAGUUGUCUCUAGCUUUAAUUGGUCAUUCUCAUUAAGACUCUUGCGAACUAGCUUUUACAUGUCCUAGCUGUAAUGUUGAUGGUUAAAAUGAAAAAUGCUUGGACCCUGUUCUGUUCUCAGAGAUUAAUAAGACUAUUGUUUGACUUCAUUUGACUUCAAAUCCAUGUCCAUCUACAAGGACUCUGAAUUCUAAAGUACAGAAAAUGUAUGAUGCAUGCAUGUUUGCGUUUUGGUUCACUGAAUGGAAAAGAUGAAUGUGGUGCAUCCACGCUGAAAUGCCAAUAAAAACCCUGCUGUUACCAAUUUGAAA
Siniperca chuatsi (mandarin fish) is the source of this 6520-nucleotide messenger RNA. It is a transcript of the gene lrrfip1a, whose product is annotated as leucine rich repeat (in FLII) interacting protein 1a. The record is from RefSeq and is a predicted model, not a curated record. The transcript has 21 exons. Gene Ontology annotation, biological process: regulation of transcription by RNA polymerase II. Gene Ontology annotation, molecular function: RNA polymerase II cis-regulatory region sequence-specific DNA binding; DNA-binding transcription factor activity, RNA polymerase II-specific. NCBI's taxonomy places the organism in Eukaryota, Metazoa, Chordata, Actinopteri, Centrarchiformes, Sinipercidae. Bases 1051 to 5580 code for a protein of 1509 amino acids.